AUGGAAAAUAAAAGAUACAAUGAAAAAAAUAUUACAAAAAAAUUCUUAAGCUCUAAAGAAGGUGUAUCAUUUUUAUCAGAACAUAUUAAAAUUAAUAAUAAAGAUGAUUGUAUGACGUGGGAAAAUAUAGAAAAAGACGUAGAUAAUAUUAUUGAUUUCUAUGUUGCAUGGUCUAAUAAAUUUCCAUUAAAACGGGUUGAUAAAUGCAGUAAAUACGAAUUUAUAAAAUUUAUAGAAGAUUGGUGUGAUAAGAAUAAUAUGUUAGAAGUUUUUUCAUAUUUGUAUUGA
Molecule: messenger RNA, 288 nt
Organism: Vairimorpha ceranae
Lineage: Eukaryota; Fungi; Microsporidia; Nosematidae
Exons: 1
Coding region: 1-288 (95 amino acids)
Source: RefSeq, a predicted model, not a curated record